Messenger RNA from Peniophora sp. CBMAI 1063, 1527 nucleotides. The record is from the annotation of a GenBank genome assembly. NCBI's taxonomy places the organism in Eukaryota, Fungi, Basidiomycota, Agaricomycetes, Russulales, Peniophoraceae.
AUGUUCACUGCUCUGUUCGGCGGCGCAGUGCGCGCUGCUCAGCGCACGCAUUCACCCUUGCUCCGGCUGUCGGCCCGCGGCGCGCAUACACAGAGUCGCAUCCUCUCCGCGCUUCCCCCAUCUCUACGAUUCUCUGCGCGGCCGACCGUCAAUGUACACAAAUCGGCUCGUGGCGUCGCUACGCGCGUCCGGUUCUUUACCAGCACUCGUCUGGCUUCUCAGGCACCCGUUUCGCCCUCAGAUGCGCCGGUACCCCCAUAUACACUCUCCAACCCGGCCGUCGGUGGCUGGUUGAUGCUCUGCUCUGCUAUGGUCUUUACUGUCGUCGUGGUUGGAGGCAUCACCCGCCUGACCGAGUCCGGGCUGAGCAUCACCGAAUGGAAGCCUGUUACAGGUGUCAUUCCCCCGCGCGGUGCAGAGGAAUGGGAGGCAGAAUUUGCAAAGUACAGGGAAACGCCAGAAUACAAGAUGCUCAACGCUAACAUGACGGUCGAAGAGUUCAAACAGAUCUUUUUCUGGGAAUGGAGCCAUCGCGUCCUCGGUCGUCUCAUCGGUGUAGCAUUUGUCGUCCCGCUCGCGUACUUCACUGUUCGCAAUCGCCUCUCGCCCGGACUCCCUCUCCGUUUAGCGGGUCUGUCCCUGCUUCUCGGCGCUCAGGGUGUUAUCGGAUGGUACAUGGUCAAAUCAGGGCUCGAAGAGGAGAUCCUGCAUACACCUGGAGCGGUACCGCGUGUCAGCCAGUACCGGUUGGCGACACAUCUCGGCGCGGCAUUGGCACUCUACGUCGGCAUGUUCUACACAGGAUUGAGCAUCAUCAAGGACUGGAAGUUCGCGAAGAACGGUAGCUGGGGUGGAUACAAGCCCGGCAAUUCGCAAUGGGCCCGCGAUCUGCAGAGCACCGUUCUGCGCAACUUCAAACGUCGCGCUGGGGCUUUGACAGGUCUUGUGUUCCUGACUGCUCUCUCAGGUGCUUUCGUCGCUGGUCUUGACGCGGGUCUGGUGUACAACGAGUUCCCGUAUAUGGGAGAGAAUAUCGUACCGCCCACGGAUGAACUUUUCUCUCCCAACUAUGCCGCGAAAGACGGUACACAGUGGUGGCGCAACCUGUUCGAAAACCCUACGACUGUGCAGUUUAAUCAUCGUGUUUUGGCGGUAACUACCUAUGCCUUAACCGGUGCUUUCUGGCUCGCGACGCGUCGCAAGCUUGCUUUGCCACCAUCCGUCAGGCGAGCGACGGCCGUCGCAUUCGCGAUGGCCAACGUGCAGCUUACGCUCGGUCUCACCACGCUACUAUACAUGGUGCCUGUGCCACUCGCGGCCGCUCAUCAAGCGGGCAGUGUCGCACUUCUGUCAGCCGUUAUCCAUAUGCUCAUUGCUGCACGGCGACCCAGCGCAGCGGCGCGUGCAUGGCGCAUGUACAAUGCAGCAGCAGCGUCGACAGCCCCGAAGACGGCAAGCGCUGCGGCUUCGGCAUCGGCUGGAGUCAAAGCGGCGCUCGCCGGUGCGCCAAAAGCCGCCUUGGCUUGA